Saccharomycopsis crataegensis is the source of this 1986-nucleotide messenger RNA. RefSeq lists its product as uncharacterized. The transcript has a single exon. NCBI's taxonomy places the organism in Eukaryota, Fungi, Ascomycota, Saccharomycetes, Ascoideales, Saccharomycopsidaceae. The coding region runs from base 1 to 1986 and encodes 661 amino acids. The record is from RefSeq and is a predicted model, not a curated record.
AUGGCAAAUGCUGAUAUUGAGAAUCCUUCCACAGUUGGCUCAUCAGCCCAAGUGGAGGCCAAGUUGUACACACCUCCUAACCCCCAUCAAGUGUUGAGAAUUGCAUUGAACUUGAAGUCAUUGCUUGACAGCAUUAUUCCCAAUGCUGUUCCAAUAUCUUCUUUGCUGAAUAUCUUAACACCACGAAUUGUUGAUCUCGCCUUGCAAGCUUGCGGUGGUAAAGGAAAUGGCGAAAUUGGCACCUCUUCCAGAAAAUAUAGAGGCUGUGUUAUUUACUGUUUGAUUAUUGUGAGUACUUGGUAUGAUAAGUUGUCGCAAAUGAAUUUACAUGAAAGUGACCUCUACCAGUGCAGAUCUGCUGCCAGUGAACAUUUGGCCAAAUUGAUCAUCGAGAGUCACAACCUGAAAGAUCAAAACUUUUUGUUCAUUCAAAUGUUAUGCCGUCGGUACACUAUUGUAUUGAAUGAGGAAGUUACUUCUCCUACUAGUGCCUUGGAGUUGGCUGUGGACAAGCAUUCCAUUGUGAUAAUCAGCUCAUCUGGAUAUCAAAGAUGUAUGAAAUGGUUGUGGAGAGGUUGGAUUAUCCAAGCCAGAAGUGAUCCUCAAACUUACAUCAUGUACAAGGACGUUAACAAUUCAAGAUUUUUGAGCCAUUUCAACCCGAAUAGAAUUAAGUCUCCACAAUUUCAAAACAUUAUGGAGAUUAUGGUUUCUAUUGUUUAUUUGAUCUUAUUCACAUACCUUAUCAACAAUCACGAUAAAAAACCAGAUGGUGCCGAAAUUAUUUUUUACUUGUUCACCAUCAGUUUUUCUAUCGAUGAAAUGGUGAAGUUUUAUCAUAUUGGUUCCAGCUAUUUCACUAGUUUCUCUAGUUGUUUCAACGACACCAUGUAUAGUCUUAUUAUUAUAUCCUUUUUGGUAAAGUUGUUUGCAAUCCAUCACAAGUCGGAAUACUACAACGAAGUUUCCUAUAAAAUAUUGUCCUGUGUGUCUCCUCUUAUGUGGUCCAGAUUGUUGUUCUAUUUGGACUCUCAGAAAUUCAUUGGUGCUAUGAUUGUGGUUAUUCAAAAGAUGAUGAAAGAAUCCAUUUUGUUCUUUACCCUUUUAUUCAUUAUCAUCAUUGGGUUUUUACAAGGUUUCAUUGGUAUGGACACUGCUGAUGGUAAAAGAGAUGAGUCUUAUAUGCUAUUUCAUUUGAUGGUCAAAACUGUCAUUGGUGGAGUUGAUUUCGGGGCAUUUGAAAAAUUGGCCCCACCAUAUUCUGGUAUUUUGUACUACGCCUUUGUUUUUAUUAUCACUGUGAUUUUGUUGAACAUUUUGGGUGCUUUGUUCAAUAGUUCCUAUUCUUUAAUCGUUGCCCGUUCUACCGAUGAGUACUUGGCCUUAAACUCUGCAAAGACUUUGAAGUAUAUCAGAUCACCAGAUUUAGAUUUGUUUAUUCCACCAUUCAACUUAUUCGAAAUUCUUUUCUUGACUUUGCCAUUGAGCUGGUGGGUCCCAAGAUAUUAUUUCAAAAAGAUUAAUUAUUAUUUGUUAACUGUUCUUUAUCUUCCAUUUUUGGUUGUUAUUGCCAUUCACGAAGUGAAAGUUUCUAAAAGAGUGCAAUAUAACAGAUUCAAAAACUUGCCUGAUGAUGCAAAUGAGAUUGAUACAGAAUGGGACUUGACAGAUGGUUUCCAAGACGAUGCGAUUAUUGAUCUCAAUAAUAGCAACUCCGAGGGCUCUACUUCUCUUCAAAAUAAUCAAAGUUUGGUUAACUCAGCCUUACUGGUUCAAAGAGCAUUCGAAAGACAAGACCCAGAAUUCUUAGUUGAUAUUAAUAAAUUCAAUAGGAAGGUCAAAGAUAUUGCUCCUCCAAUUCAAGAAAGUAAUGAAUUGGGAAUCUCUUGGGAAGUCUAUCAAUUGCAUUCUAAGAUUGAUAAAUUGACAGACUUGGUCAAUAAUUUGUACACAGAGAACCAAGAAAUAAAGAAAAAAUUGAAUUGA